AUGGAGCAUGCGAACAAGUCAGGCGUUCAGCGCUGGAAAGCGUUACCUCCGGCGGCUGACUCGGUUCUGGAGUGCAUCGGGGGUACGCCGCUCGUACGGCUCUCGCGAGUUGAACGUGCGCUCGAUGUUGCAUGUAAGUUGUACGGCAAGUGUGAGUUCUUGAACGCUGGUGGAAGCGUGAAAGAUCGCAUCGCGGUCCGCAUGCUUCUCGAAGCGGAACGACAGGGGCGAAUCAAACCCGGUGACACGUUGAUCGAGCCCACGAGUGGCAAUACUGGCAUCGGAAUCGCCCUUGUUGCAGCUGUUCGGGGUUAUCGCUGCAUCAUUACCAUGCCAGAGAAGAUGAGCGAGGAGAAGGUGAACAUUCUCAAGCUUUUGGGCGCUGAAAUCGUUCGCACACCCACUGAGGCAGCCUUCGACUCGCCCGAUAGCCACAUUUCAGUGGCGCGCAGGCUCACCGCUGAGAUACCCAACUCUUUUAUCCUGGACCAGUAUCAGAACCCGGAGAAUGUCUUGGCACAUUAUCACGGGACAGCUGCUGAAAUUCUAGAGCAAGUUCCGGAAGGCCGAGUCGACGUGUUUGUGGCGGGUGCCGGCACCGGAGGCACCAUCACCGGGUGCGCUCGUCGCUUCAAGGAGCAAGCGCCCGCCACCAAAAUCGUUGGUGUAGAUCCAGAGGGUUCCAUCCUUGCCCAGCCGGAGGCACUGAAUGCAAAAGGUGUCCAUUCGUAUGCGGUUGAAGGCAUAGGAUACGAUUUCGUUCCGGGAGUUUUGGAUCGCUCGCUGGUGGACCUCUGGGUGAAGACCAGUGAUCGCGAGUCCUUCUGUGCUGCACGUCAACUGAUAGCGCUCGAGGGGCUUCUGGUCGGUGGCUCAAGUGGAGCAGCACUCGUUGGGGCGUUACGCGCCCUCGACCAGUUAGACCUACGCCAACGCACUGAUGUCGUGGUUGUGCUCAUCCUGCCCGACAGUUGCCGUAACUAUAUGAGCAAAUUCGUUUCAGAUUCGUGGAUGAUGAAGCAUGGAUUUCUCGAUGACGUGACGCCGCGAGAGCUUUGGGAAGCGUAUCCGGUCUCUCGUUUGCCGCUGCAGGUCCCGGUCACCGUUUUGCCGUCGGUCAGCUGUGGAGACGCGGUCAAAGUGCUCGCUGAGAACGGCGUCGAUCAGUUGCCCGUGGUGGCUGAAGGGGAGAUUCUCGGUGUUGUGACGGAGGGCAACCUCAUGGCGCAGCUUGUUUCAAAGCGCGUAUCGCCGAACGAUCCGGUUUCCAAGGUCAUGUUUCGACAGUAUGCGAGCAUCACGCCGUCCACAACGUUGGGCGAACUCUCACGCCUUUUCAAAUUCGAUCAUUUUGCGAUUGUCUCAGCAGCGCAGCGGGAGUAUCGAAAUAACGGGGAAUGUGUCCUGAAAAAGAUCGUGCUAAGCGUCUGCACACCGAUUGACCUGCUGAGCUUCCUCGUCAAGGCCGGAUUUGAGCCUCCGGAGGCAGCGUCGUCGCAGUCACCAGUACCGUUGCGAACCCGUCGGCAGCAUGAAUCGAAUCACGUCGAUGCUUGCCUGAACGCGUAA
Cyanidioschyzon merolae strain 10D is the source of this 1569-nucleotide messenger RNA. RefSeq names its product cystathionine beta-synthase. Gene Ontology annotation, molecular function: cystathionine beta-synthase activity; cysteine synthase activity. Bases 1 to 1569 code for a protein of 522 amino acids. The record is from RefSeq and is a predicted model, not a curated record. Gene Ontology annotation, cellular component: cytoplasm. NCBI's taxonomy places the organism in Eukaryota, Rhodophyta, Bangiophyceae, Cyanidiales, Cyanidiaceae. The transcript has a single exon.